This is a messenger RNA of Medicago truncatula (barrel medic), 2771 nucleotides long. RefSeq names its product cyclin-J18. Bases 269 to 970 code for a protein of 233 amino acids. The record is from RefSeq and is a predicted model, not a curated record. The transcript has 10 exons. Lineage: Eukaryota; Viridiplantae; Streptophyta; Magnoliopsida; Fabales; Fabaceae.
GCAAGGUUUGUAAGUUAAAUAAGUCUUUAUAUGGUCUUAAACAAGAUCCAAAGCAAUGACAUUAAAAGUUUGAUAACUUGAUUAUAUCGAAUGUAUUUAAAGUGGAUGAAAGUGACAAAUAUAUUCAUCACAAAUCUGAAAAUAACAUUUGCACAUCUUAUGUCUCUAUGUCCAUGACUUACUAAUAUUUGACUCAAACAUGCAAGUUGUGAAAUCAUUGUGUAACAGCUUUGAUAGGAAAACGAAGUAGUUGUGACUUUUCUGAGCAAUGGUAGUAUCUUCUUGGCAUGAGCAGCGCCUCAAUACAGUAGAAUUCCUCAUCAAAUCUGCUCAACACCUCCAAGUUUCCCCCAUUGUUAAGUACUCCGCAUUCUCCUUCUUCGCCGAUCGCUUCUUUUCUUCAUUACCAACUUUCAUACAACGUGGGAGUUCAUCAAGCUGGCUACUGAAACCUGUUACUGAAAGUACCUUGCAGCUGUUUGUGCUUAUUUCUCUAUGGAUUUCAACCAAAAUACAUGAUUUGAAACCACUCUCUGUUGCAAGUUUAAAGGCUUUGGCAGAUAAAUCCAUCAAGGAACAACACUUUACAAAUCGGAAUUUUCUAGAAGCAGAGGUGCUCUUCAUGCAGGUGCUGAACUUUGAGAUUGGGACAACAAAUAUUGUCUUUUCAAUCCUUGAAGAGCUUUGGAUUCAAAUCAAGGGAGUGGCAAAAGUUGGUGAAUUGAUUAACUUUGAAGCUUGCAUGGAAAUCAUGGAUCUUCUCUAUGAAAAGGAAAAGACAACGUUUCUUUAUAGGUCGCCUCGCUCCCUUGCUGCAUCAAUCUUGGUUGUGUCAUAUGUAAUGACGGUCCCUAAACAGAGAUGGGAGUUCCCAGUUCUUGCAUGGGUAAAUUUUGCGGCAUCGUGUAAGGAAGAAGAUAUCAUAAAAAUGGUGACAGAGAUUCUCAAUCAUGUGCUUGAACCUUCUUGAGAUAUCAGAUAUAGGUGUAACAAGGAUUUGGAACCAAUAUGUUGUCGUUUUACUGCUGAAAUGACCGAUACAAUUUUCAAUCUAGUACUGGGAAGAUAAAAUUGACAAACAAGACUCAAUUGAUUAGAUUGGUUGCAAACUGAAAUAUUCUUGCUUCUUGAAGGCAAGCUGACUGUGCAUCAGAACAUUGCUUUUGGUAAAUUGUCAUUCCAAUGUUUGUUUUCAGCGUGCUUGUCAUGGACAAUUUUUUUACAAAAUAUCAAAGAAGAAACCUGGUUUUAAAUACAGUUUGGAAACUGGUUUGACAUAACCAAACAGGAAGACAUCUGGUUCGGUUUUGAAAUGCAAUCCUUAUUAUUUAGUUUCAAUUUGGAUAUAGUUUGAUUCAGUGAAUAUCCAGUUUAUGUACACGUAAACUUCUAAUUGCAAUCUGCUGGAUCUUAUUCCUGAGGUUGUUUGUGAAGGGCGCAUAUCAUCUCAUGAAAAUAAUUUAAUGAAGUAUUGCAUAACCAUACUCUAAUUUAAUGAAAAUAAUUUUAUUCUUUUGGUAUACAUUACAACAUACUCUAUUUAUUCAGUUACUAGACAUUCUUUCUUUCUGAGCUUCUGGCCUUCUGGUUUCUAGAUAUUUGAGCACCCUUUCAAAGUGAAGUAUAAUGCCAUAAUGUGCAGCAAGCACCUAUGAAGCACGGAUACGGACACGACACAGACACGGACACGCCGACACAGCUAAUAAUUUGAAAAAUCACAUAAUUUAGUGUAAUUACAAGUGUCCGUCAACACGUGUCCGUGCUUCCUAGGCGAGCACAAUAUAUUGAAAAUACGACUUCUGGGUUUCUUUUAUUUCUUGCUUUAUCCCUACUAUUUGGUUGCAGGAUUAGGGUGAUAUCUUGAAUGAGCUGAAUCAUCAUAUUCUUAGUUUGGAUGUAUUUUGGGUAACCUUCUUCACAUUCGUCCGCCAGAAUGGUGUUUUAGCAAGUGUGCAUGGCUGCAUACGAAAUUAGACAUCUAGGAUUGUAGAAGACAGAAAGUUUAGGGAUUACAUGUAACCAUACUGGAAAAAAAAUCUUCAACGAAUUUUAAAAUUGAAUAGAUAUUAUGUUUACCUAUUGUUUGCAGUCAGUCAUCAACAAAAUAGAAUUUAGUGAUUUAUUCACGUCUAACUUGGUAAUAGAAGGUGAAUUGAAGAGAAUAUGCAUAGGAAAAAAAUGGAAAAAAGAAACUUACAGCAUAGGCAAGUGCAGGGGAAAAUAACAUCAUCAUAAAAUAAGUAUAAACAGCCUUUCCAACUAUAAAUACUGAAGUUAUGGCUACAAGGUUCACGAAUUUCAGUGGUUGUGGCUUACCCUCUUCACUGGAGAGUGUCUUUUAUGUUAGUCUUAUACAAUGUGGUGAAUUAAGGUUCGAAUUUCAGCUAGAAGAGGUGUCCAUGUUUAGUGUCGAGGGUUACCUCCCGUGGAGAGAACUUGUGGGAAAUAAAAAAGUGGCUUCUAGGCUCUGAGAAAUUGAACAGAUACAACUUCUGGAAAUUUUAAUCAAACUUUCAAUGGAAUCUGAUUCAAGGACAAUUUUCAUCGAUACUUGGUUAUCUACACCGCUUUGCCAGUCAAUUUUUUUUUCUUUUUCUACUUAUUUUAUUUAUGUUGAUAAUUUAAAUUCCAAUCUUGGUUUUGGGCCGACCUUAGUUCAAUUGUGAUUAAUGGGACAUAGCAGAGACAGUUCUGAGUCUGACUCUAGCUAUAUCCCUAACUAAAUUAGUUACACAAUUUAGCUUUCUUUGAAGUCUUGUACUAUAAGUUAA